UCGGGUUUGGAUAAAAUUUCCCCUUUCCUAGGAAGAUUUUCUGUCUCUGCCUGUGUCAGGAGAGGACUCGGGACCAGCCUAGAAGAGUUCAGGAUGAAAGUGAAAGGUAGCAGAAUCACCUGCUUGCUGGUGCCCUUCGCUGUGAUAUGCCUGGCGGCCACUCCCGGGGUCAGGGCUUGCCCUCGCCGCUGUGCCUGUUACAUGCCCACAGAGGUGCACUGCACGUUUCGGUACCUGACCUCCAUCCCAGACAGCAUUCCGCCCGAUGUGGAACGUAUCAAUUUAGGGUACAAUAGCUUGGUCAGGUUAACAGAAACAGAUUUUUCGGGCCUGAAUAAAUUGGAGUUACUAAUGCUGCACAGCAACGGCAUUCACACAAUCCCAGCCAAGGCCUUCGCUGAUUUGCAGGCCCUGCAGGUCUUAAAAAUGAGCUAUAACAAAGUCCAAAAACUUCAGAAGGAUACUUUUUAUGGCCUCAAGAGCUUAACACGGUUGCAUAUGGAUCACAACAAUAUUGAGUUUAUAAACCCAGAGGUUUUUUAUGGACUCACCUUUCUCCGACUCGUGCACUUGGAAGGCAAUCGGCUCACUAAGCUCCAUCCAGAUACAUUUGUCUCUUUGCGCUACCUCCAGAUAUUUAAAACAUCUUUCAUUAAGUACUUGUACUUGUCUGACAACUUUCUGAGCACCCUCCCUCAAGAGAUGAUCUCCUACAUGCCGGAUCUGGAAAGCCUUUAUCUUCAUGGGAACCCCUGGACCUGUGACUGUCAUUUAAAAUGGUUGUCUGACUGGAUACAGGAAAAGCCAGAUAUAAUAAAAUGCAAAAAAGACAGGAGUCCCUCCAGUUCUCAGCAAUGCCCACUGUGCAUGGACCCCAGGAGCUCGAAGGGCAAGCCCUUGGCCACCGUCCCUGCUGCGGCUUUCUUGUGUGUCAGGCCAACCAUCAAUCCAGCUCUGAAACUGAAGAGCCUGACUAUUCUGGAAGACAGCAAUUCUGUGUCCAUCUCUCCUCAAAACUUCAUGGCACCCUUCGGCUUCCUCAUUUUGAAUAUGACAGACCAGUCUGGAAAUGAAGCUCACGUGGUCUGCAGUAUCCAAAAGCCCUCAAAGACAUCACCCAUUGCAAUCACUGAAGACAAUGAUUACAUCAGGCUAAAUGCAUCAUUUUCUACAUUUCUUGUGUGUAACAUAGAUUAUAGUCACAUUCAGCCAGUGUGGCAAAUUCUGGCUUUGUACAGUGACUCUCCUCUGACACUAGAAAGGAGCCACUUGCUCACUGACACACCACAACUCUGCUACCGAUAUAAACAGGUGGCUCUUAAGCCUGAAGACAUCUUUACCAACAUAGAGGCUGACCUCAGAGCAGAUCCUCCUUGGUUAAUGCAAGACCAGAUUUCAUUGCAGCUAAACAGAACUGCCACCACACUCAGUACAUUGCAGAUCCGGUACUCCAGUGAUGCUCAGGUCACUUCACCAAGGUCAGAGACGAGGCCAGUGAGACACGAAUGGACCAUGAUUCCCAGGGAUAACAAUAUUAAGCUGGAACACACUGUUUUGGUUGGCGGGACCAUUGACUUAGACUGCCCAGGCCAAGGAGAUCCUGCCCCACAUCUGGAGUGGCUUCUAGCUGAUGGGAGUAAAGUGAGAGCCCCUUAUGUUAGUGAGGAUGGACGAAUUCUAAUAGACAAAAGUGGAAAACUGGAACUCCAGAUGGCUGAAAGUUUUGACACGGGCAUAUACAACUGCAUAAGCACCAAUUAUGCUGAUGCAGAUAUUCUCACCUAUAGGAUUACAGUGGUCAAGCCCCACAUAGAAACCUAUCAGGGAAAUGGGGCUUCUCACACUGUUUUUGUUGGUGACGCACUUGACCUUCCAUGCCAUUCCACUGGUACUCCAGAUGCCUCUGUUAGCUGGGUUCUUCCAGGAAACACUGUGCUCUACCAGUCCUCCAGGGAGAAGCAGAUUCUUAAUGGCACACUGAGAAUAUUACAGGUCAGUGAAAAAGACCAGGGUCAUUAUUGUUGUGUUGCAGCCAACCCAUCAGGGGUCGACUUUUUGAUUAACCAAGUUUCAGUCAGGAAAAAAGGGCCAAGCCCAGUGGAGCACAAUGCAGAAACAGAUGGAUCUGGAUUUGAUGAGCCCAGUCCCAUGGUGCACCCGAGGAACCCACCAGCUGCACAGUUCCCUACACCUGCUUCAGAGGGAGGUGAGGCUAGAAAACAAGUCUUGAGCACAAGUAAGAAGCACAACUAUCGAGAUUUAAUACACCAGCGGCGUGGAGAUUCAACAAACCACCGCUUUAGGGAGCACAGAAGGCAGUUCCCUCUCUCUGCUCGGAGAAUUGACCCCCGACACUGGGCAGCGCUUUUGGAGAAAGCUAAAAAGAAAACUAUGACACAGAAGCAAGAAAAUACCACCGCAAGGUCACCUCCACUGGGCACCCAAUUCCUGAAAACACCCGGUGAGGAAGCAGACUCUUCAGGCAUGCUCCCUCCAGAUGAGGAAUUUAUGGUCCUGGCAACUAAUGUCCCCAGUGCCCUGGCAAGGACAGUGUCUGCUGAUUUCAAAAAAAUAUCUGAUAGCCCUGUGGCAAUUACAACUACUGGUACUGAAGUCUCCCCAAUUGGCAGUCCACACAUGUUACCAUCUGAAAACCCAACAGAUUUCAAACUACCUACUACUAUUAAAACUAUCACCAUGUCAAAGAACAUAAACCCAACCGCAUCAAGCAAAAUGAAAGACACAAAAAACCAAAAUGUAGCCACUGCCCUUCCUCUACUACCUGAAGCAACUCGAUUUCAGGGUGCUGAGGGCAUGGGGAGGAGAAGAGAGCAUUUGCAAAGUGCACCCCUAGUAGCAACAGGGGUGGUGAUCAAAGAUGUCGAGACCCAGAUGCUUAGUAGUGUUGAUAGCAAAGCUGAUGUAUUAGCAUUAGAAAAUGUCAUGCAUGGUCAUCAGAUGCCUGUAACAGAAGGCAGUGUCCCCAGGAGCAAUCACUUCCAUUCUCACAUUACACAAAGGCUUAGCACCUCAAGGCUCCCUUCAGGCCCACCCAGCGCUGCUCAUUCUCAGUUACAGACUCCUAGAAACAGUACCACUAACACCCCGUUGUCCAGACGCUUUGUCAGACGGAGGAAAAUUUGGGGAAGGGGGAGAGUUAUCAGCCCAUAUAGAACUCCAGUUCUCCCACGGCAUAGAUAUGGCUUUGUGAGGCCAACCUCCAGAGGUUCUUCUGAAGGAAGCACCACUGUGCUUCCUGCCACAGAGCCCAGUGCAGUGUGUCCAUCCUGUUCUCUCAGAGAAAAGUUUGCCACUGCGGGAGCAACCUUGUUUUUUCCAAGUUCUUCCCCCAUCGCCCUCCCCAAAGCUGACAUUGCAAGAGUCACAGCAGAGUCUACAACUCUUGUCUAUAAUUCACCAUUACUAUUUAAUAACAAGCCAAAUGUACAUACUGAGAAAACAACACCCACAAUAAAAUAUUUCAGUGCUGAAAGCACCCAAGUGAUGCCAACUGGUACAGUCAGGACUCAGGCGCCGACAUCCGUAACUGUGGAAAAAGCUCAUAGAACAAAUAUUAGUUACCCCAGUAUAUCUAACAUUAGUGAAGUGAAAAGAGAUUCAAUGAUUCUAUCAUCACUUCCAGGUCCUGCCACUGAACCAUCUAUGCCUGCAACUAUGGGCAUUACCAGAUUUCUGAGAAGGAAAAUUCCCUGGCAUCAGGUCUCUGUAAAUAACCACACCCAAACAGACAGGUUGAAGAAUCAGCAUACAUUUGGUUCACAGAAAAGCACAACGACUGUGCUUCCUAAAAUAUCUCCUGCUUUACCCAGAGGUACAGUUUCCCCCUUUCGCUUCAUAGCACACUCAGCAAACGUAAUGCAAAGUCCAUCUAUAACACUGGCUACAACUCACCAUGAUACCACUAAAACACACAGUAUUAGAAGUCUCUCCACAAUGAAUGAGCUGCCCUUCCCACCCACCUACCCUACACUUCCUAGUAGCUCAAGCAAGGAAUCAAAUACACCCUUCAUAUCAGAGCAAGCAGGCACGCUGACAACUCCUACUGCCCCCGCAUCUGUCAUUAUCAGUCACACCCAAAUAGGCAGACCCAGCACAGAAGUGCAAAGCAAAAAGGAGCCUCAGGGCAGAGACGACCCAAACAGCUCUCCCAGCCAGAGUCCUGGCUUCACCACACACCCUGCUGUGAGGCUCCCUAUUCCAGCUGCAGCAGAAACUUCAGUCAAGGCCAGUGUCUCUGCUUUCACUCAUCCCGCCUUAGAAAACACCAGAAGAACUUCAAGCACAAUUGAUCUUUACCCAAGAACACUUAACAGGACAGAUGUAAUUGAAGAACCACCCCAAGAAACUACUCGGACUUUGAAGAGCACGGCUGCUUCUGAAGCCACUUCGUCCAGCAAACUCCAGCAGAGGACCCCACCUAGGAGCACGACCAUCGGACCCUCAGCGGUGCCAACUCCCCUGAGCAGCAGGGCCACUCUGAUGCCAGUCUCCACCUCUCCUCCCUGGAGUAAUCAAAGUGCAGUUACUGACAAUGUGACAACUCCUGUUUUCCGGAUGCUGACAAAUACAACAUUCAAGCUGCAUGAACCCUCCAGGCACAAUGCCAAUCCACAGCAAUUAGCUGCAGAGGUUGCAACAUCUCCCAAGGCUCAUCCAACUGCCAAGUUCACAGUUGGAACCACCUACUUUAUCUACUCCAAUCUGUUACAUUCUACUCCUAUGCCAGCGCUAAUAACAGUUGAACCACAGAAUCCUAGAUCAACUCUUUCUCCCUGGUCAGAAGAUCACUCUCAGCGUGAGUCCCACCUGGAAACUGCUCAAAAAGGCAAAAAGCCAGGCGUGAGCAUGCUGCCCACUCUAGGCUUGCCAGAGGACACCACUCAUGCUUCAAAUUGGGAAAUUCAGAAAACUGCAGAAAAUGGCUUUGACAAGACACAGGUUCAAAAAUUAACACCUUCUGAACUCCUUCCCUUUGAGCCUUUGUCUAGGAAUGUGUUCGAAAGGGCCAGAAUAGUUGGAGGAAAGGCAGCAAGUUUUACUGUCCCAGCUGACUCAGAUGCCUUUCUUCCCUGUGAGGCUGUGGGAAAUCCUCUGCCCGCCAUCCACUGGACCAGAGUGUCGUCAGGACUCGAUUUGUCUACAAGGAAACAGAGUGGCAGGUUCCAAGUGCUCCCCAAUGGCACCCUGUCCAUCCGGAGGGUGGACAUUCAGGACCGUGGACAGUACCUGUGCUCAGCAUCCAAUCCAUUGGGCAAAGAUCACCUUCAUGUCACCCUGUCCGUGGUUUCCUAUCCCCCCAGGAUCCUGGAGAGACACACCAGAGAGAUCACAGUCCAUUCUGGAAGCACUGUCGAACUGCAGUGCAGAGCUGAAGGCAGGCCUCGGCCUGCAAUUUCCUGGAUCCUCGCAAACCAGACAGAGGUCUCAGAAUCAUCCGAAGGGAACAGGCAAGCCCUCGUGACAGCUGACGGAACGUUGGUUGUUCACAGUCUCAGUGUGUAUGACCGGGGCUUUUACAAAUGCACAGCCAGCAACUCCGCCGGUCAGGAUUCAGUGCUGGUUAAAAUACAAGUCAUAGCCGCCCCACCUGUCAUUCUAGAACAGAAGAGGCAAGUGAUUGCAGGCACUAAGGGUGAAAGUUUGAAACUGCCCUGCACUGCAAAGGGGACUCCUCAGCCCAGUGUUCACUGGGUUCUCUCUGAUGGCACCGAAGUGAAACUGUUACAGUUUAUUGAUUCCAACUUGUUCUUAUUUUCAAAUGGGACACUGUAUAUAAGAAAUGUAGGCUCUUCAGACAGAGGCACUUACGAAUGCAUUGCUACCAGCUCCACGGGCUCAGACAGAAGGGUGGUAAUUCUCACACUGGAAGAACAAGAGACCAUCCCCAGGAUAGAAUCCGCAUCCCAGUUGUGGAAUGAGGUGAAUUUUGGGGACAAAUUACUACUGAAUUGCUCGGCUGUUGGUGAACCCAAACCCAAAAUAAUCUGGAGGCUACCAUCCAAGGCUGUUGUAGACCAGUGGCACAGAAUGGGCAGCCGAAUCCAUGUCUACCCAAACGGGUCCCUGUUUAUUGGAUCAAUAACAGAAAAAGAUGGUGGUGAUUACUUGUGUGUGGCAAGAAACAAAAUAGGGGAUGACCUGAUACUGAUGCACGUUAGCCUAAAACUGAAACCUGCCAAAAUUGAUCACAAACAACAUUUUAAAAAGCAAGCGUUUCAUGGGAAAGAUUUCCAAGUGGACUGCAAGGCUUCUGGCUCACCAGUGCCCAAGAUAUCUUGGAGUUUGCCGGAUGGAACCAUGGUAAACAAUGCAAUGCAAGCUGAUGACAGUGGCCGGCGUACCAGGAGGUACACCCUUUUCAACAAUGGGACAUUGUACUUCAACAAAGUUGGGAUCACAGAGGAAGGAGAUUAUACUUGCUAUGCCCAGAACACUCUGGGGAAGGAUGAAAUGAAGGUCCACCUAACAGUAAUAACGGCUACCCCACGGAUCAAGCAGGGUUACAAGGCCAACGUAAGAGUCAAAGCUGGAGAUGCGGCUGUCCUCGACUGUGAGGUCAUUGGGGAACCCACACCAAAAAUAUUUUGGCUGCUGCCUUCCAAUGACAGGAUUUCAUUCUCAAAAGACAGGUACACAAUUCAUGCCAAUGGGUCUUUGUCCAUCAACAAAGUCAAACUGCUCGAUUCUGGACAGUACUUGUGUGUGGCCCGAAAUCCCAGUGGGGAUGACACCAAAAGGUACAAGCUGGAAGUUGUGCCCAAGCCUCCAUUAAUCAACGGUCUGUAUAUAAACAAAACUGUCAUUAAAGCCACAGCUGUGAGGCAUUCCAAAAAACACUUUGAUUGCAGAGCUGAAGGGACACCACCUCCUCAAAUCAUGUGGAUCAUGCCAGAUAACAUCUUCCUCACAGCGCCAUACUAUGGAAGCAGAAUCACAGUCCACAAAAAUGGAACUUUGGAAAUUAGAAAUGUGAGGCUUUCAGAUUCAGCUGAGUUUAUCUGUGUAGCUCGGAAUGAAGGAGGAGAGAAUGUGUUGGUGGUACAGCUGGAAGUACUGGAAAUGCUGAGAAGACCAACAUUCAGAAACCCAUUUAAUGAAAAAAUAGUGGCCCAGCUUGGAAAGUCCACGGCACUGAACUGCUCUGUUGAUGGAAACCCACCACCUGAAAUAAUCUGGAUUUUACCCAAUGGCACGCGAUUUCCCAAUAGACCACAGAACUCUCAGUAUCUGAUAGCAAGCAAUGGGUCUUUUAUGAUUUAUAAAAUGACCCGGGAUGACGCAGGAAAAUACCGGUGCGGGGCAAGAAAUAAAGUUGGCUAUAUUGAGAAGUUAAUUGUGUUAGAAAUUGGCCAGAAGCCAGUUAUUCUGACAAAUGCCUUAGGAACAGUUUACUGUAUCAGUGGAGAGUCUCUGUCAUUGCACUGUGUGUCUGAUGGAAUCCCUAAGCCAAACGUUGAAUGGACCCUACCAAGUGGUCUUGUGAUAGACAGGCCUCAAGUUAGUGGAAAAUACAUACUGCACGAAAAUGGCACCUUAGUCAUCAAAGGAGCAACGGCGUAUGACAGAGGAAACUACAUCUGUAAGGCUCAAAACAGCGUUGGCCACGCACUGAUCAGUGUUCCAGUCGCGGUUGUCGCCUAUGCUCCCCGAAUCACAAAUCGGCCACCAAGGAGCAUCCUGACAAAGACAGGGACAGCCAUUCGGCUCCACUGUGUGGCCCUAGGUGUCCCCAAGCCAGAAAUCACAUGGGAGAUGCCUGACCACUCCCAGCUCUCAAAGGCAAAUAAAGGGAAGACACAUGGAAUUGAGCCUUUUCACCCCCGAGGCACCCUAGUCAUUCAGAAUCCUCGAACCUCGGACUCUGGGAUAUACAAAUGCACAGCAAAGAACGCACUUGGCAGUGACUCUGCAAUGACUUAUAUGCAGGUAAUCUGA
Molecule: messenger RNA, 7956 nt
Organism: Phyllostomus hastatus (greater spear-nosed bat)
Lineage: Eukaryota; Metazoa; Chordata; Mammalia; Chiroptera; Phyllostomidae
Gene: IGSF10
Product: immunoglobulin superfamily member 10
Exons: 7
Coding region: 94-7956 (2620 amino acids)
Molecular function (GO): protein binding
Source: RefSeq, a predicted model, not a curated record